This is a messenger RNA of Brenthis ino (lesser marbled fritillary), 642 nucleotides long. Lineage: Eukaryota; Metazoa; Arthropoda; Insecta; Lepidoptera; Nymphalidae. The record is from the annotation of a GenBank genome assembly.
AUGGUUCAAAUCCAAAAGAAAGAUAAUUCUAUUAUACAUUUUAACAUUUCUACAAGCUUAAAGUUUAAUAAUGAUUCAUUAAAAAGGAACGGGUCUGACUGUAUUGGACAGGCUGUUACUGCGCGCCCACUCCCGGCCGCUAUCCCACUACUGCCCGAUGCGGGGGACUUUUGGCUGCUGGGUUACCCCCCUGGCCCGGUUCGCCCCUCCUUAGUGAACCUGCACCCCCCAGACUCCUCCGGGGGGUCCAUAUUAACACCAGGCUUAGUGUGGACGUCCAGUCAACAUGGGCCACGCAGCACCAGGACUCCCGACCUCAAAUCAUCCUCCGUGCCCGACCUCCGAGUAGCCGGAUUACAGGAGACGCCACGCUCCCAGUCAAAUGUACCGACGAAAAUAUUGUUCUAUUAUCGUCGUCCGCUGGGCGAAAGCUUCCCCCAUAGAAUGCUGACCAUGCCCAAGAUCGGACAGCCCGUAUCCGUUACUCUUUCCAAAUCGUCGGUCCACCGUACCACAGGGCAUCCUAGUCCUAGGCCAGUAUUCGUCUCGAGGGUGUUAGGUGCAAAGGUGAGUCAAGAGCUGCAAUUAAAACGCAUCGCUUUGAUCGUGACGAGCGUACUUAUUAGGUCUGGGGAUAACGGU